Messenger RNA from Tyto alba (common barn owl), 1049 nucleotides. RefSeq names its product chromosome unknown C2orf50 homolog (gene CIMIP5). Bases 23 to 445 code for a protein of 140 amino acids. NCBI's taxonomy places the organism in Eukaryota, Metazoa, Chordata, Aves, Strigiformes, Tytonidae. The record is from RefSeq and is a predicted model, not a curated record. The transcript has 4 exons.
AGGAAAGCAGCCAUCACACACCAUGACACUGAGAAGUCCUUAUUCUAAGAAAAUGAAUUUGAACACUCAACAUAAACAAAGCACCCAACCCAGAAGACCUGUCCUUGCACAACCGGCUACUCGGGGCCGGGCAGCACUGCAGCAGGACCAGGUGCAACAGGAUAAGAUCUGGAGAGAGUCUGUGGAGGCCGAACAGAGAGGAAGAAACAUCUGGUACCAGAACUGGAGUUUCCUAAAGGACUAUGACCUAAUGGGUAAGAAAAAGGAGCAGAAGCCACUGCCAAACUAUAUGCCUGUGUUCUCAAGCAAAGUUCCCAACUCGACCAACCAGACCAUUGGCAGUCGAAUGAAUACUGAACUUGGCAGGGCUCUGGUAAACAUGGAUUACUUCUUCAGCAGUGGAGCACAAAAGAGGAAACUUGAGGGUGAGCUCCAGCCUUGCUAGUGUUUCAGUAAAAAUACAACAGUAACAAAGCAAGUUGAAUGGUUCUAGCCAACAGACUCCAUAGCAUCUUAAAAAAUUCCUCAACCUUUUUCUCAGAGAGGCCAAUACUACUGUCUAGCAUGGAUUUUCUUUCAAUAGCAAAGAUGGAUGUUGUCCAACAAUGCCGUAGGAGACAAUUCUCUUCAUAGUUGGGGUGACUGAGCCGUAUACAGGGAGCUAACACUACAGAUCUCAUCCAUCUUCCCACGCAAGUCUACAGUAAGGUUUCCAUUAACAUCAGAAAUAAUGUGAUUACAGCCCAAAGGCAAUUUCUUCCUGAGUUUUUAUCUCCUAAAAAUAAACAAUUAAUGGAGAUACACUCAUAUAAACAACAUACUUUCAGUUCUGGAAGUCAGCACAAUAAAAUGCAGCACCAUGUUGCAUUUCACAUAGUUAGCCAAGGAUUCAUCAGCUUCUGUCAUCUGCAUAUUUAAGCUUGCUCUAAAGAAUAAAAUUUAAAGCACAAGACAUGUUCUGUGCUAUUCACCCCUCCCUGCUGAGGGAGGGAGACCAAAUUUUUUCACACUAGUUUUAAUUUUUGCUUCUUUAGAUUUGCUGCUCUCAA